Messenger RNA from [Candida] anglica, 1728 nucleotides. The record is from the annotation of a GenBank genome assembly. Lineage: Eukaryota; Fungi; Ascomycota; Pichiomycetes; Serinales; Debaryomycetaceae.
AAGCACAAAUCUUUAGGACGAACAAGGAUGUCGACAUCUUCAGUUCAAACGACGGAACUUGCAACCGGCGUCUUCAUAUCAAUAAUUGUAGCUGCAGGAUUGGCUAUAGUUAUCCUUAUAUUCGCAUAUCGCUACUUUUUCCGUUUAUCUAGCGAUUAUACAGCAUUGUCAGAUGGUACAAGAUACAAUUCUUCACACGUACCACGCGAGUUUUUGAAUGACGAAGAGUCAUUGGUCCACUUAUCAGAAGAAUAUGAUUUUACUUUACUCUCAGCAGAAGAACAAGUGGCAUAUUUGAAAGCUGAGGAGUUUACCAAGAAUUCACCUCCGAACUUCCACCAUGCCAAGGGAUCUUCAUACACACCAGUUGACGACCUUGCAAUUCGCGAUAGAGGACUUAAUGCCUUUGAAUUUGAACAAGACCUGGAUUUUUUACAACCAAGGUAUAUAGUUGAGGAUAGAACGGAGAUCAAUUUUACUAAUAAUGAUACUCCAUAUUCUUGUGCUACUUCUGUUUUAAAUUAUAGUUUACCAGUGAAAAACAGAUCUAUUGCUGACACUGUAUAUUUUGAAACUAAAGUUUUUGAAUUCAACCCACAAAAUGAUUCACAUUUUGCUAUUGGUCUUGUAACUAAACCAUACCCAUCAACAUUUAGAUUACCCGGAUACAAUGGAUUUUCUCUUUCAUAUGAAUCCACCGGUAACUUGAAGAUCAAUAAACCAUUACCUACUCCAUUACAACAACACCAGGGUGAUAAUAGUGUUUAUAAUGCGUUAGUUCUCCCACCAUUACAACAAUCGGACGUUGUUGGUUUUGGUUAUGUUAUCCCAACUGGUACAUUGUUUGUAACUCAUAAUGGGAAGAAACUUAUGGAUAUCAUGAAGGGAUGUUACGUUGAUUUAUAUCCAGCAAUUGGAUGUUUCCAAACUAAUGCCAAGUUUCAAGUAAACUUUGGAGAACUUGGAUUUGUAUGGAUUGAAGCUAAUGUUAGAAAAUAUGGAUUUAUUUCUAGUAGUGAUUAUAAGAAAAUCAAGGGAGACCGUGGACUUGCGGCUCUUCCAGAAUAUGUCACUACCAAUGGUGGAGAUAAGAUAUUGGACAAAGGAGAGGAAUUACCACCUAGAUACCCAGAGGAAGAAUUGGACUUUUUUGGUAGAUCUACAUCUAGCAUGGCUCCAGGUACUUCAUCCCAACUUCAACGGUCCAAUGAUAGCGAAAAAGGUGGAAAUGAUGAAGUUUCCAUUGAGGAAGAACCAAAGCCAGAAAAUGAUCACACAUCAUCUACAAUCGUUACACAUGAACCUGAGGAAGUGAUGGAUCUCAGAGAGAGAAUUUAUGAACAAAGUCUGGCGCCAACUGUUGUUGAAGAAACAACUCCAUUGAUAUCUUCUGACCCAUCUCCAAUGUAUGAAUCUGAAGACAAAGAAAUUUCCCUUGAUGGUGAAACCUCCAACAAUGAUCCAUCCACUGAUGAACCAUCAUUCAACAGUGACCCAUCUAGAGAGACAACGCCAGCAACCAAUCAAAUGACCAACAAUUCCGACUCCAAUGUCGCUAUUUCUAAUCCUUCUGCAACCACUCCCCAACCUAACAAUUCAAAUAAGAAGAAGAAUAAUAAAAAGAAGAAGAAUAAGAAUGGUAAGAAAAAGGGGAAGAGAAAGUAGAAUGCAUUGUUGUUUCAAUAGGUUAUAUAGUAAUAAAACACCUUUUUUUUUCAGGAAUUAAAC